AUGCCUGCGGCCGCGCCAAUCAUCGCGUCGCGUAGCGUGCUAUCCAGUCGCUAUGCCGGCCAUUUGGGAAUAGUGGGGAACGAUUGCGAAGCAGCAGUAAACAGCAGCGUGCCAGCCUGGGGCACACGAGCGCUGCAGGCGCGGUCGUGGCGGGGGAGGCGGCAGCCACUGGGGAAGCACUCGGCGGCGCAGAGGCAGGGGGGAGCGGAACAGAAGCGCAAGGAGCAGCGGGCCAGGGGUCGCAAGAGCAGGGGGGAGGAGGGGUUGGGGGGCAAGGGGGGCAGGGGGGCCUUGACCGGAGCACAAGGGACAGCGGGAGCAGGAGGGUCAGGGGCCGCGGGAGCAGGGGAGGCAGGGGAGGCAGGGGGAGUGCCGGCGGGAGAAGCAGGGGGGGCAGGAGGAGGGGGAGCGGAAGGAGCAGGGGGCGCAGGAGCAGCGGAGCCGGAGCAGCAGCUGGCGGAGGCGUGGCAGCGCGCGUUGGAUGAGGCGGAGGUGGAGAUCCGCAAGCAGGCCAUCGAGAACGAAUUCCUCCGCUCCCAGCUGCGCGUGCUCGAAUGGCAGAUGAGCAACGGCGCGCUAGCAAGUUCCGCGCCUCCUGACGUGGACGGGCUGCUCUCCCCCUUCCUCCGCGCGCCUUCCCCCUUCCGCCACGGCCCUCUAGGCGGCUAUAGCGGCGUUUUAGGCGGAAGUCCGCAGAUAGUGGGGCUAGGCGGAGCAGCAGCCGUGGGUACUGGUGGUGCUGCUCCUGCUGUAGUGGGUAUAGGUGGGGCUGAAGGGGCAGUAGGGGUAGGGAGAGGCGGAGGGAUUAUGGCUGCUGUAGCAGCAGCUGUAGCACCAGGAAUGACUGGUGGUAACGGUGGUGGGAUGGGGGGGCUGCUAGGAUCCGAUCAGGUGGUUACUGGGGAAGGUGGUAUUGGGAAUUUUGGCGGGAUGGUAGGGGACGGAGCAGGGGGAGGAGGAGGCGGAGGAAUGGGAGGAGGAGGUGGAGGCGGAGGAGGAGGGGGAGGCGGAGAGGACUUAGAGGCAGCUCUGUUGGAGCGACUGCUGCAGAAGUUGUCUGUGAACGGUUCGCUGGCUGCUGGUGUGGCGCAGGCAGCAGGGGGAGGCGGAGCUGGCGGAGGCGCAGGUGGAGGAGGGGGGGUUGACGCAGGGGGAGGCGGAGGGGGAGAAGGAGGGGGACUGGGGGCAGGAGGGGAGGGUGGUGGAGCAAAUGGGUUGAUGAACGGAGGGGUGGGGGGCGGGCUGACGGGGCAUGUCCUGGAUGGGGAGCGUGACAGCCUGGCGUUGACUCCGUUUGACCGGCAGUCGCUGACUGUGCACCCCUCCAACUCCACGUCAUCACGCCAGCUGGCUUCUCUGCAGCCCUUCACAAACGACUUGACUCGGUCGACAGGUGGGGCGGCAGCGUCCGGCCCUAGUGGGUCGGCGGGCGGCGGAGACAGGUCCGUGAACGUGGGCGAGCUGAUGCAGCGCGUGGCCUCGUUGGAGGAGCAGGUUCGCAGCAAAGACAAGCUGCUGGCUGCUGCUCAGGCGCGGGAGGCACAGCUGCAGGCGGAGAAGCGGUCGCUGGAGCGCCGGAUGUCAGAGCUGCGGCUGGCAUUCGACGGGCAGCAGCAGAACUUGAUGGGGUCGGCCCAGAAGGCCAUGGGGUACCGCCGGGACGUGCUGGAGGAGAACGUGCGCCUCACGCGCGCGCUUGAGCGAGCGGAGCAUGACCGCAUGCUAUUCAUAACCACGCUCACGCCACUGGCAGGGGAGUUUGGCCUCUCCGCCACCGCCUCUGCCGACUCGCACCACAUGCUGCUCUCUGUCAAGUCUGUGCUGCAGCAGCUGCUCACCCGAACCACUCGCAGCAACGAGCAGGGCGGGCAGUCAGCCCCUCUCCCCACGCUCUAUGGCACCACAGACCCCACGCUCUCUGCUCUGCUGCUCGCCAGUGGCGCCAAACCCAACAGCCCCUCCCUCGCACCAAACCCCCUCUCUUCCGCUGCUGCGCUCUCUGCUGCUGCCUCGCCUCUCCGAGCCUUGGCUGGGCUGGUGCCCCCUGCUGCUGCACCUGCUGGUGGUGAUCCUCUGCUGCUGCGGUGA
This is a messenger RNA of Closterium sp. NIES-65, 2088 nucleotides long. NCBI's taxonomy places the organism in Eukaryota, Viridiplantae, Streptophyta, Zygnematophyceae, Desmidiales, Closteriaceae. The record is from the annotation of a GenBank genome assembly.